AACAAGUGGUGCUAUUGCUCCGAGAACCUCCUACUCUCAACCUGCUGAUCACGGUCGCGGUCCUCGAACAGAAGUACAGCAGUAAGAGCAGAAGUAUUUUCUUCCUAAACUUUCAAACCGUCCUUUUUAUUUACCACGAAAUAAUUAAGUAAUAAUAAAAGAAAAAUGGAUCCUCCGGUAAAUAAUCAGACGUCGACGGGGGCUCAACAACCAUCAAGAACUCAUUCACCUCAGCCACAACAUAUGAAUGGAUUCACCUUGAUUCCACCUAACGAGAAUCGCAGAACACAGACAAUAAUGACAGCCCAAAAAGAAGAAGAGAAUUUUCAGAAGUUCAGAGAGACACAAAGAGCUGUCUACGUACAGCCUGGACCACAGAGACUGGGUGGGAGCGGAACGAUGAGCGAGGCAAGACAGAAGCAAUUCGUGAAUCAUCGUACCUGCAAACUCGAGAAAAAGCAACAGCAGGUCGAGCAAAAGCUAAGAAUCAAGCAAGAAGAGGAGGCCAUGUUACAGGAGAAGAAAAACGAACAGAGGAGAAAGAGCGAGCGUUUGGAGGAGAGAAGGGAACUGGAGGAGAUCAGGCGGAGGGGCCAGCUCUAUCAGGAUCACUUCAGGGUGAAUUCUACUUUUCUGGACAAUCUCGAGGCACAUGGAGGAGUUGAGGGCCCACAGUUUUCUGCCUCUGCUCACCUGGAGGCAGAUCCACAGUGGAGCUGGACACGGGAAACAAGUACAUGUCUUUUAGCAUUCUGAGCAGACCCCUGACAACAACAUGGAUCUGAUGUCCCUGAAGAAGAACUUUCCAGACUGCAGCAUGGACGUCCUCCAGGAAAUCCUUGAACAAUGUAAUGGAGACUAUGACAGUGCCUACGCUCUGCUAAGCUAAAGUUCUUAGCUUAGCAGAUUCUUCCAAGAAAGACCUCGGCUAACGUUAAGGUUUGCAUCGGCUUAGUAAGCUAGGCUCCAUGCUAAGUUUUGGCUACUAUGCUUCAUUUAAAUUUCGGGGUGGUUAACAUCUCACUCCUGCUGUUUAGUAUAUCUUCUUAGCACUGUUAGCAUUUCUUAACAAUUUGCUUUGCAAACUAUUAGCUUUGGUUGGUUAUUUUAGACAACCUUAUUCCAUUUUAAAUAUCCUUUUAGAAAUAAUUUGUUGCUGAUCCUUGUAGGUAGAGUU
Molecule: messenger RNA, 1177 nt
Organism: Cynoglossus semilaevis (tongue sole)
Lineage: Eukaryota; Metazoa; Chordata; Actinopteri; Pleuronectiformes; Cynoglossidae
Gene: epsti1
Product: epithelial stromal interaction 1
Exons: 8
Coding region: 166-756 (196 amino acids)
Molecular function (GO): ubiquitin binding
Source: RefSeq, a predicted model, not a curated record